AUGACAGUUAAAUCAAAAUUCACUCAUUUAACUAAAGAAGAACCCGAUCCAAUCAUCAAAACAUUAACACAAUAUCAUCAAGAUCAAUCACCUAAUAAACUUGAUGUUAGUAUUGGAGUUUAUAAAUCUCCUGAUGGAUUAUUAUAUACAUUCCCAUCAAUAAUUGAAGCUAAAGAAAUUUAUCAUAAUGAAAAAAAUUAUGGUCAUAAUUAUACUACCAUGAGUGGAAUUAAAGAAUUUAUUAAUGGAUCACAACAAUUAUUAUUUGGUAAAGAUGUUAUCACUAGUGAUGGUGAGAAAAAAAUUGCUUCAAUUCAAACUAUUGCUGGCACAGGAGCUAUUCAUAUGGGAUUAUUAUUUUUUAUGGAAGCAGGAUAUAAGAAUUUUUAUUUAGGUUUACCAUCAUGGCUGAAUUAUAUCCCUAUGAUUGAAACUGUUGGUGGUAAAGUCAAUACUUAUGAAUAUUAUAAUACCGCCAAUGGAGAAAUUAAUUUUGAUACUGUUAAGAAAACCCUUAUUGAAGCACCUAAAAAUUCGGUAUUUAUUUUCCAAACAUGUUGUCAUAAUCCUACAGGGGCAGAUUUUAAUAAUGAUCAAUGGAUUGAAGUUGUUAAAUUGAUUAAACAAUAUGAUCAUUUAGUAUUAAUGGAUACUGCAUAUUUAGGAUUUUCUAGUGGUGAUUUAAUUAAAGAUUCUUGGAUUCUUAGAUAUAUGUACGAAGAAGCUGAAAUUGAAUUUGUUGUUGCUCAAUCAUUUCUGAAAAAUAUGGGAUUAUAUGGUGAAAGAUUAGGUGCGGUUCAUGUUAUUGUUCAAGAUGAAAAUUACGUUGAUCAUGCUCAAUCUACAUUGGUAGCUAAUUUCCGUCAUGAAUGUUCAUUUGCUCCUUCAUUUGGAGCAAGAUUAGCACAAAUCAUUUUUGAAAAUGAUAAAUUAUAUCAACAAUGGACAAAAGAAGUUAAUCAAGUGACACAAAGAUUACAAAAUUUACGUCAAUUGGUUUAUCAAACUUUAAUUAAAUUGGAAACUCCAGGAAAUUGGAAAACUGUAAUACAACAAAAAGGAUUGUUUUGGUAUAGUGGAUUAACUCCUCAACAAAAUGAUCGAUUGAUUUCUAAUCAUAAUGUUUAUUCAACUAGUAUUGGAAGAGUUAAUAUUGCUGGUUUAAAUGAACAAAAUGUUGAAUAUUUUUGUAAGGCAAUUGAUGAAGUGGUAAGACAUAAUUAUGAAUAA
This is a messenger RNA of Candida albicans SC5314, 1230 nucleotides long. It is a transcript of the gene AAT22, whose product is annotated as Aat22p. NCBI's taxonomy places the organism in Eukaryota, Fungi, Ascomycota, Pichiomycetes, Serinales, Debaryomycetaceae. The transcript has a single exon. Bases 1 to 1230 code for a protein of 409 amino acids. Gene Ontology annotation, molecular function: L-aspartate:2-oxoglutarate transaminase activity; pyridoxal phosphate binding. Gene Ontology annotation, cellular component: cytosol. The record is from RefSeq and is a predicted model, not a curated record. Gene Ontology annotation, biological process: L-aspartate biosynthetic process.